AUGGAAACUUCACAGGACUUUUGGUACCACAACGCCCCGCUCAUGCGCAACGCGGACAUUGUGGACUUGAGCGAUGAAACAGCUCCGGACUGGAACUUCAUGAACGACAAGGUCUUUGGCUUCGUGAAGUGCGUCUUCAAGCUGAUGGAUGGCUGGGAGGUUCUGCCACAGGGAGAGGAUCACGAGCACAGGCCCAAAGAGGAGUCGGACGACGAAGAUGAGGCUGUUGCGGUCCAGGAUGUGGCACCCGUGGUUCCUUCGUCGCCAGUGGACACCGGUGCUGGUGUGGGGUCACUGGAUGACUUGGCGGUGGCCAAAAGUUCCGAUGCACGGAAGAAGAGUAAGGGCGACGACGCGCAGUCCAUCGUCGUCACUGCCGAGGACGUCGCAAAGCUUCGACGAUCUGUUGGCUUUGAUGAUGACCUGGAUUCUUAUGCUUUCGACGUGGCGAGACUGACCUCGCGCUACAAGAACAAGGAGCGAGUCCCUUCACGCAUCCGUGUGCGAAUCUACUUCAUCAAGGCCAUCUGCAUCUUUGGCAAGCAGGUCGAAGGCUUCUUUGGCAAGGCCUUCAUUGAUCCCUACUUAGCGUACAAGUUGGGGAAUAGCAUCGUGGUGUCCAUGAGAAACAUGGCGCAGUACAACACGAACGUCCCCAGCUUCUACAGAGUAGAGGAGCGGGACAUCGUGAUGCCUGCAGAGUCCCGCCUGCAGGUGGACCUCUUCGAUUUCCAGGAUGCUCUGGGUGAGGCAAUCAAUGGUGAGAAGCUGAUCGGCAGCACGGUCAUUGACUUGGAGGACCGAUGGCACUCUGCCUCCUGGCGAGACUGCAUGGACCGUCGUCAGCAGGUCCCCACGGAGAAUCGCGGGCUCAUCAACCCGCAGCUCUCGGGUCAGAACUGUGGAAGCAUCGAGAUGUGGGUUGAGAUGAUCGACAGCGUUCGGGCAUCGGAUAUCAAGGCAUCUGAGCUUCGGAAACCUCCGGCCAUGGAGAUCGAGAUUCGCCUUGUUAUUCGCACUUGCAAGAAUGUGAAACUCAUGGACGGCUCCAAGACGGACGUGAAGGUCACAGUCGAUUUGGAGUGCAAGGAGUACGAGGGAGUUACCAUGGGAUUCCCCAAGCUGCAGCCCACGGACGUACACUUCGGCUCCACCGGCAAUGCCAUAUUCAACUGGCGCAUCGUGUACCCUCGAAUCGUCAUGCCGACCAAGUCCUGCACCAUGGAUCUCAAGCUUUAUCAGGCAAACUCCAUCUCUGCUGAUGAGUUCAUCGGCGCCGUAAGUGUGGAUUUGCGAAGAUAUGUGGAGAGAGUUGCGCGGGACAUGGACAUGAUUUACAUCGAGAAAGCAGAUCUCCAGUUCACGGCUGGCGCUUCCGGCGAGGGAGAAGAGGGAGGCGGCGAGAGCGGCGAUGCUGCAGAGGAGGAGAUGGUGGGCUCCGUGCAGUUCGAGAUGUGGUUCAUGACGCAGAGCGAGGCGAACCAGAAACGGAACGGCAAGGGCCGAGAAGACCCCAAUGACUUUCCACAGCUGGUCACGCCAGCAGAGGGCCGUGGUUGGGGUGACGUCCUGGGUGGCUUCUCUCUGUCUCUGCCUGAUCUUGGGCUCAUGAAGAAGGUGAUCCCGCUGAUCCUCUUCACCUUGCUCUGUCUGGUUCUCCUCAGAUUUAUCGGUCUGCUCUGA
This is a messenger RNA of Symbiodinium natans, 1683 nucleotides long. The record is from the annotation of a GenBank genome assembly. NCBI's taxonomy places the organism in Eukaryota, Dinophyceae, Suessiales, Symbiodiniaceae.